AUGUCUCAGCACUCCUCCGGUGGUGGUGGAGGAGGGCCCUGCCACUGCCCACCUGAGGAAUGUGAUGGCCCAGGAAGGGACUACUACCAAGGUCAUGAUGGCCACUUUUACCCUCCAGGAGGUCCGGCUGAGGCCCUGGCGCUGGAAAGGCACCAUUCCCACUCCCACAGCCAUUCUGGAGGGGGAACUUUCCCCCGUUCCUACCCCAGUCAGCACCCACCUCUACAGUCAUUUGACUCCUGUGAGGAGUGUCUGUCCUCAGGCCAUGGAGGGAAGGGGCAUCGCAUUCCCCCCACCAUAAUGGACCAGUUUGAGAAGCAGGUGCCCUUUCAUCCCGAUGGCUUCCACACCCUGCAGUACCAGCGCACCACUAGUGGGGGUGCCGAGCAACGUAGCGAAAGCCCCUCAAGGAUCCGCCACCUGGUCAACUCAGUGCAGCGCCUAUUCGCCAAGUCCCAUUCCUUGGAGGCUCCAUCCAAACGCGAGUACAAUGGCACAAGAGGGGGCGGGGACUACCGAGUCGAGAGAGGGGGAGGCCACAGGAGUGGAGGGGAGGACGGAGGAGGCCACUACUCGGGACACCAGUCUCGCUCUACCAGGAGGAACAAAUCUCGAGAACGUAGCAAGAGCGGAGACUCGCGGCAUGAAUCAGGUAGACGCCACCGCAGCAGGACGGCUGGCUGGUGGAGCUCUGAUGACAACCUUGACAGCGACAGCAGCUACUUGGUCAGUGGAGGAAGACGCGGGUACCCCAGUGGACACGAGAGCCUUGAUGCAGCAAUCCAGGAGCUCACCAUGAAGAGGCCCAAAGACCGCGGGGGUGGUCCCAUGCCUGGGGAGUGCAGCUGUACCACUAUGGCUCUGGCCGGAGGUGAAGGAGGGGGACACCAUAGCCAUCAUGGCCACUCUAUGAAAAGGAGCACCUGGUCAGCCAUGACAGUGAGUCAGGCCAGAGAGGUGUACCCUUCUUCCAGGGGGGCAAGCUACGAGAAAGCCCUCGUGCCCGUUGAGAGUAAGCUUAAGGAGAGGACCUUCCAUUACCUCCAGGUCCCCUCAGAAGACUGGGGCGGUGGAUAUGGCGGUGGUAACGACGGUAGCGGAGGGGAGAUUCCGUGUCGUCGCAUGAGGAGCGGCAGCUACAUCAAGGCCAUGGGCGAUGAUGACAGCGCUGACUCAGACACCAGUCCAAAAGCCUCUCCUAAAUCAACCCUGAUAGCACAGAGGGACGCUUUCAGACGGUCUAUCAGCAUGGAUCAAAGGUACUCAUGUAAGCAGUGUACAGACUCCUACCCAAACAGCCGGACUACACCAAAAACCCACACCCGUUCCCGUAGCUACACCCGCUCUCUGACCAGCUCACAGUUGGGCGACACGCUGAACCGUCAGUUUGAGGCGGUCUGCGAGACCAUGUUCGGGGAGGUGGAGUCUCAAGCCGUGGAGGCUCUGGAUCUUCCAGGCGUGUUCCGCACUCGCAGCCACAGCUACGUCCGCGCCAUCCAGGCCGGCUGCUCCCAGGACGACGACUGCCUCUCUGUCUUCUCCAUGUCGGGCCCCCAGGGAAGCAUUAAGAGCGGGGCCGUCUUUCCUUAUCGUAAAGGUGCUCCUCCCCCACUCCCUCCUCGCAUGUCCAAGUCUUCACUCUCGGUACGAGCCCAGAGUAGCACCGAGUCCACCCAGGAUGCCUACUUCCAGAGCAGCGGGCCGUUGGUCUCAAGUUCAGGCCCCGGGCGCCCUAAGCAGCACAGCAACUCAGUGGACCUGGGCAGCUCCGACGGCCCCUCAGGUCGCUCAUCCAGGGGAGGAUACUACACCUCCACCGGCCCUGGGCGUUCAAGACAGCACAGUAACUCCGCAGAGAGCCUUGACGGGGUCAGGGGUUCCCGGGAGCUGGUACCCUACGCCGGGGGUCAGGGGAUCGGAGUGAGGGCCAAGCACAGCAGCUCGGCUGACAGUCUAUUGGAGGGACCACCAAGGCCGGCCAGGGAGAGGGACGGCAGGGCUGGCGGCAGCCUGGGGAAGUCCACGUCUCUGCCUCAGAACAGCAUGGUGCUGAGUAAAGCUGGGGGGCAGGACGACGGGCGUGGUGGGAGAAAGUGGAGGCCGUCCAUAGCCGUGCAGGUGGACAGCUCAGAGACUCUGUCAGAUUCAGACGCAGAGGGCAAAGCACUCACAGAGGUCCACUCUAUAGGAGUCCAAGUGGAGGAUGACAAAAGACGGGCUCGUUUCAAGCGCUCCAACAGUGUGACAGCGAGCGUGCAGGCCGACCUGGACCCAGAGGGCUUCCCAGGGCUCAGCAUCGCAGUGCCAACACAAGACAAGAGUCUGCAGUUUGGCUGUUCCUUCCAAAGGCACUCUUCAGAGCCGGAGUCAGCUAGCCAGUACGCAGAGUGUCAGCGCACUGUCCACACACAAGGACAGUGGGCCUACAGGGAGGACUUUAUCCAGAGUGGAUACACCACGGACACCUGCACAGCAGACCCACGGCCCCACCAGCACCCACACUUGCCUCCACGUUCCCACUCCCCCCUACCCAUCACCUCUGAGCGAGCUUGGGCAGGGACGCCGUCCCUCGAGGGCCCCCGGAGCCUACCGGACUCAGGCCGAGCCUCGCCCUGCAUGAGAGACGGCGAGUUCUUCCUACGUCUCCUGCAGACCGAGGUGGAGAGGAUGGAAGGAUGGUGCCAGAACAUGGAGAGGGAGGCAGAGGAAAACGAACUGCCAGAGGAGGUUCUUGAGUUGAUUCGAAACGCAGUUGGCAGUGCACAGAUGCUCAUGUCUCAGAAAGUCCAGCAGUUCUUCCGCCUCUGCCAACAAAGUGUGGACCCAUCAGCGUACCCCCAGCCCACCUCUCAGGACCUGGCAGGCUUCUGGGAUCUGCUGCAGCUCAACAUAGAGGAUGUCAGGGUCAAGUUUCAGGACCUCCAGAGGGUCAAGGACUCUAAUUGGAGGCUGCCACCUGAAAAGAAGGAGGAUAAGAAGCUUCCUCCUCCCUUACCAAAGAAGCCAGCAGGCGGGGUGAGUGGCAGCCUCAGGGCUGAUAGCAGCAUGGAUGGGGGCGCCGGAGGUGGGUCAGGCGGGCUGGUGGUGCCUCGCAUCGGUGGACACACCCUCCCCAUCAGGGAGAAGUCACUGGACCUCGGGGACCGUCACAGAACAGAAGCGAGGAGGAGGCUGCUGCAGACAAAGCGCACUGCUUCUUUCAGGCAGAACUCGGCCACAGAGAGCGCAGACAGCAUUGAGAUCUACAUCCCUGAAGCCCAGACUCGACUUUGAACUCUGAGACGCCUCUCACUCACCUCCUCAUUUAUCCUCAUCCCCUCGAAGCUCACCUGGGCAACAAUCGCAGUCUUUCUCUUAGCCCACUUUUGGAAUUUUUGCAGGUCAUUGCUGUUUUAUCUGCUACCCAUCCUCACUAUUUCGUCACAUAACUACAAAUUUACUCCUCAUGCUCAUUCAAAAAGCAAUGACAGCCAUUUUAGUGUCUUGAAAUUUGGAUAUUUUACAGACACUGAGGCCUAGACCCUGAAAUGGUAGCUAGCAGAUACAAGCUAUAGACUUUUUUUUUUAAAACUAAUUCUCUG
Labrus bergylta (ballan wrasse) is the source of this 3581-nucleotide messenger RNA. Lineage: Eukaryota; Metazoa; Chordata; Actinopteri; Labriformes; Labridae. The record is from RefSeq and is a predicted model, not a curated record.